CAAAGUGUUUCUUAAACAUACUAAUGUCUCCACGAAUUCUAUAGCCCGAGUAAGCAAAUGACAGGAUUGCGCCUAACAAAAAUUGGCCCGCGCCCAGCGGGGGUUCCGUCGACAGGCAUAUUCUUACUGAUUACCCUGCUGUGCCUUGGUGUAACAACAGCCAGCCUUGAUAUUGUGUCGGUAUCUGGUUACACCUUCAACUAUGCGCACGACUUUCCUACCUCGCUGGGUCUCGAAAUGGGAUAUGUCCCUCAAGGAUCAGAUUCAUACGACAACUGGAUGAGGCGUAUUGCUCAAACAUGCACCUCAAACUGUACAUGCGCAUACUUCAACACCCUUGGAUACCUAAAGAAGGAAGCAGACCCAUCUUUGCUUGUCGUGGUUUCAUACAAUGAUCCCGCCAACCCGGUUCGCGCCCAAGGCAUAUACGCACGGGACGUGAUGUGUGCUUCACCACCUCCGCCACCUCCACCCUCCCCACCUCCACCUUCACCAUCACCUCCCUCUCCCCCAAAGCCACGCCCACCUUCACCGCCGCCUCCACCCUCGCCACCUCCGCCUAAACCGCCCCCACCCUCGCCGCCUCCACCCUCGCCAUCUCCGCCUAAACCACCCCCACCCUCACCACCUCCACCCUCGCCGCCUCCGCCCAGACCGCCCCCACCUUCACCACCUCCACCCUCGCCGCCUCCGCCCAGACCGCCCCCACCUUCACCACCUCCACCCUCGCCUUCCUCGCCUUCACCCGCACCUCCGCCUCCACCUCGCAGUCCUCCGCCCUCACCGCCGCCACCACCACCACCUCGCAGCCCCCCGCCUUCUCCGCCUCCACCCUCGCCGCCUCCUCCCUCGCCACCCCCACCUCCACCUCCCCCACCCCGGACGCAAUCUUCCCCGCCUCCUCCGCCACCAGUUUUGAGCCCCCCACCGCCACCGCCCUCUCCCCGCCCGCCCCUUCCACCGUCUCCGCCCCCGCCCACUUUGCCUCCAAGCCCGCGCCCUCCCAGCCCGCCCAUGCCCAGCCCAAAGCCACCCAGCCCGGUUCCCCCAACGCCUAGCCCUAGCCCCUCCCCUCGAAUGCCGCCGCCAAAACCAUCGUCCUCGCCUCCAGUACGAUCUCCAAGCCCGCCACCACCACCGCCACCACCCGCACAGGAUGUGCUGCCAACUAACGAUCAGGUCACGCCCACACCUCCUGCUUGCAUGGUGUUACCUUCCGACAAGCCCUUCAACACCCUAGAUACUACACCGCUGCAUUCGUACGACAUAGUGCGUGGCAUAACAUUCAUGUACGACGGAUCCAUUGUAAACGACAACUCGGUGGUGGUUGCCAUGCAUAUCACGUACGGCAGCAUACCGAAUCCACUGCUUACGUCGCGCACACUAACGAUUGCGGGCAGCUUGUAUGCGGCCAACAGCACUACCAACAAGAAGGUUUCUCUGGCAAUACCAACGAGCACUUACCUCUCCUCGGUCAGCGUUUGCUGCAACAGCAUUGGCCACCUAGCGGGAAUGGCGCUGACAUUCGGCGAUGGCUCGAUGGUUGGUACCGGCAAUUGCCGCGACCAGAGUGCCUCCAUGACUGCCCGCGUGCAGCAGGGCGGCUGGAUUGGCGGCUUCAAGGGCAGUGUGGGGGCGUCCCUGGGAGCCCUAACGGUGCAGGUCUUCAGUCCAGCACCCGUUGCACCGCCUUCACCGCAAACGCCAAUGCCGCCGGCCCUGCCGGACGUCCCCAUGGGCCCCGCCCAGCCGCCUAGCCCACCCAUGCCGCAAGCGCCGCGCGAACCCAACAGGCCUCCGCUGCCACCCCGGCCGCCCUCUCCACCACCACCGCCACCCUUCCUGCCCUACCCACCACCGCCGCCAGUAGGACAGCCGUCGCCGCCACCAUCACCGCCGCCUCCUUCGGUCAAGUCUUUAGAGGCCACAUUCAACACCACGGUGCUGGUUGACUACCCGCAGAUCGUUGUAGGUCUACCUCCCCAAAUCCCCAACCCUGCCCCUGCCGCGACACUGCAGCUAAUGGGUUCAGCCAUCCCCGUCGCUCGUAGCCCCCUGAACACAACAGUGGUUGCGGCCACGCGCUACGGCAAGGGCCGUCUAGCUGUGUUUGGCGGUGAGAAAAUGAUCACGGGCUGCUGCAACGCUGUUAUGCCUCUGGCGAGGCGUCAACUGAUGCAAAUCGAGGUGAAGUACUUUGAAACCUACAUGGACAAGCUGAUCGCCAACACGCUCAUCUGGUCUGCGUGGUACGGCACAAAGGUAAGUGGAAGGGUGCACGACAUGUACCGCACUUACUUCAUCAGGGUGCGACCCAAAUGCAUGAACGGCAUGACCAGUGCAAUGCAGGUUUGACUUCCUUACGUAGGGAUCACAUUACAGAACGCGGCAACAUUGCGUGGUUGGCAAGGCGGUCCUGCGAGUAGCAGACAGCAAGUACCAGCAGCUGGCAAAGUACAUGGUCAGGACCAGGAGCACCUACUUCGCCAAUGCCACCGAAGCCCAAAUACCCAACUAUGAGCUACCUCUAGCAACCUUCCUCAAGGGUGGUCACAGGAACUGUGACGUGUACGUGAUUGGCUCGUACGACAUUGCCUUCCUGCAAGCAGGCGUGCAGUCGUUCCUUCAGGAGUUUGUGCGCAUGGGCAAGGGCCUAAUCGUGGUGGGCCCUGAUGUCAUGCCCUCCAUGUUUUACGGCGACAAUGGCGAUGGGGGUGCCCGCCGGCUGCUGGCCCAGGCAGCCGGUGUAGCGCGAGGGAAGCGAGGUGGGGCAUCUACGGGCGCAGAAGCCGUAGCAUUGCUGCAGUCCGCAUCCACCACGACUGUCCCGGUGAACUACGUCAUUGCCCCCAUGGGCAUUGUUGCCACAAGCAACGUCUCCGAUGCUGGCGGGGUGCUGGAUCUCUCCGUGCCCGCUGAACAAGCCAACGCCGUACUUGCAGCCCAGCAAUUCCUGAUGUACGUGCAAGGCAGGAUGGUACUUGAACCAACAGCACUUUCACUAGCAGUCACUACCAUCAUUCAGGCGCGGGCAACGAUCCCCAGGUCGACCCCCGGUUCUACUCAGCUCUGGGGCUUGUUAGAUCAGGUCGAUGUGGCGUACAGCAAGUACCCCGCAUUCUCACCGCCGCCGCCACCGCCACCACCACCCAGGCCGCCACCACGGUUGCGACCACCACCUCCACCCAACUCGAAAACACCCUCUCCGCGGCCUCCGUCGCCACGGCCGCCACCGUUUCCGCGGCCGCCACCAUCACUGCGGCCGCCUUCGCCAAAGCCGCCACCAUCGCCACCUAAGCCGCCGUCACCGCCACGGCCGUCACCAGUGUUUAAGCCUCCAACGCGGCAACCGCGGCCACCCUUGUUACCGCCGUCCCCACGGCCUCCAUCAAAUCCACCCCCGGACCUUUGGUCGUCUUCACAGAGCCCCCCGCCGCCAUCCGGCCUGCCUGUCAAUGUCACCUACGUCGGAUGCUACAAGGAGAACACCACUGCUCGGGCGCUGCCCACACUCGUAAACACAUUCCGUCCGAUGAGCGUUGAGAGGUGCGUCGCCUUAGCUGCGAGCCUCAGCGGCACCCGCAUUACCUACUUUGGCUUGCAGCGCAACAACUGCUACGGGGCCGCGGCCAUCCCUGCGGAGUUUGAGAUGGCAAAGCUGCAGGAUGACCAAUGCAACCUGAGCUGCUCCACCGGCAGCCUCCAGAAGUGCGGCAACAACACCAAUACGGCAGUCGUCUCCGUGUAUCGCUUGCUGCUCUGAUGGGCGGUGGGGUUACAUGAAUGCCUGGGAGUACAUCACCUCUGAUCCUUCCAAGCUCCCCGGUACCUUCUGCUGCUCUGGUGGGGAAAGACUGCGCAGGAGGGAUGAGGAUAGGGCACUAUCAGCGUGGGCAAGUAUCUGGCGCGGGUCUGGCGCGGGCUAGGGAUGGGAAGGGUCUUAUGGCUUAAGGGUAGCGCCAACCUAGGCAUAGAAUACGGCUGCAUUGCACGUCUCGGUGCCCUGCCGUAUUAGUUGCUCUGUUUAAUGGUUUAACCAUUGUAUCCUGUAUGGCGAGCACGUUACUGUUUCUGGUGCCGCAGUAUUGUCCAAGGUGCAUGGGUUUCAAUCCAUUUGCUUGUUACCCGGUCAUCUAUUGCUUGUUCCCCUCCUACCGGAUUCUUCUGUACAUAUUAAGCGAGCAUGCUUGUUUUGUGGAGCAGGGUUGCGGUGUUAUUUGUUUUGCUCCGUUGUAGCUAGCAGCAUAUUUGUAGCAAUUGUGUUGGAGCGGCCAUUACUCCCAACCUAUAGUAGCUGUGACGCAAUGGUGUCUCGCAAAACUAGCAAUCCUUUUGCUGGCCCGUUGCGGUUACAACCGUACUAACAGCGUGUCGAGCGGUGAAGCUGCUACUAGCACAAGGGGCAUGGAUUCCCUUGGGUUUGCGAUGGAUAAAAGAAGAUGCGGCUGCGUGCAUUUGCUAGGUGCCCCCGCAGGACUUGUGAGUGCCCGCGUGCUUGAAGAAUUGGAUUCAUGGUUUCUUAGGGCGUUUGCCACCUGCAACGCGGAUUGGUUACAACUCUUAGGACGAGGCGUUUGAGGCUCUACCCCUUGGCCGGGGGUGUGCUUUGUUGUACAUAAAUGCAGCAGUGCUGCUAGCUAGUGAGGCUCCCUUCGCAAGGCAUUGUGUUGUUGGAAUACGGUAUCAAGGUAGUAGGGACAUUCCUGCUGCUGGGUGGACUGUUGUACACUGGUUGGUGUUAGAUGGGAGCGUCGGUGACAGUUGUGUAAGACAGCAUCGGUGUCUGCAUUAUUUGGUGUAAUGGCGAUGAGUUAUGGCCUUGUGUUGCAAAGUUGCACCUUUGCAGACCACCUCUUCGAACCGCAAAAUGCUCAGGCCUUUUGCCUGACUGAGCAGGGCGAGUUCACACCUGGCAUAUCGAUUUCCCUUACGGCAUUGGUUGUUUGACUUUCUGCUGGGCGUCACUACUAGGCGUGUGGUUUUGCAUAGAUGUUUGUAAUACGGGUAGCUUGAA
Molecule: messenger RNA, 5014 nt
Organism: Astrephomene gubernaculifera
Lineage: Eukaryota; Viridiplantae; Chlorophyta; Chlorophyceae; Chlamydomonadales; Astrephomenaceae
Source: the annotation of a GenBank genome assembly